Molecule: messenger RNA, 8140 nt
Organism: Diachasmimorpha longicaudata
Lineage: Eukaryota; Metazoa; Arthropoda; Insecta; Hymenoptera; Braconidae
Gene: pHCl-1
Product: pH-sensitive chloride channel 1
Exons: 15
Coding region: 633-2324 (563 amino acids)
Biological process (GO): chemical synaptic transmission; chloride transmembrane transport; regulation of membrane potential
Cellular component (GO): plasma membrane; neuron projection; synapse
Molecular function (GO): transmembrane signaling receptor activity; excitatory extracellular ligand-gated monoatomic ion channel activity; chloride channel activity
Source: RefSeq, a predicted model, not a curated record
GUCGUGAAACAAAGCCGUGGGGUGGCGGUGCUGUAGUGGUUGCAACCGCUUGCGGAUCAACUUGAAUUUCCAACCCCUCAGUGUGAUAUUCGCCGCGAAGCCUCCAACACACCCGAAACAAUUUCGACACAGUUCGGUCAAUCAUUAACGAUUUAUCGGUUAUCAGUGCCCAAAUCUGUCAGUCAAAUUCCCGACUCGUGUUUCAUAAUUUAAAUCAUCGGAUUUUUAGUUUUAAAAAAUCUCCACGACCCACAUACAAAGUUUAUUAAAAAUCCAGUGAUGUUUUUGCGUUAUUAAUGAAUAUUGAUUUUGACACUUCAGUGCAAGUUACUUUGGAUUCGUGAAAUGUGUGUUUGAAAAAAAUCGAGCUUUCGGAGAAAAUGAAGAGCUGAAGUGGUCACCAGUCGACCGGUAUUGCCCGCGGAAUACACCAGCAACGAGCUUGAAAACAAACUCCAGAACAAUUUCGAGCUGUUGAAAAAGCACGAGAAAAAGGAAUAAGUGAAGGGAACACGAGAGUGGUAUAGAGAUGAGUGGGUGGAAGAGUUGAAGCAGAGUGUAAAAGGAAAAAAAUCGGCAACCUGCCUCGUCUAUCGCGACCAGCCACAUUUCUCACGCUAAGAUGACAUAGAAUGGGUUGGGUGGCGCUAGGGCGGCGUGCGGGUGGUGGCGGCCGCCUAUCAUCCAACCUCUCGCUGUCUUUCGCCUCCCUCGCAAGUUCCUUCAUCUUCACCACUCUCUGUGUCCUCACCCUAGCCCUCACCCUAGCUACCCUCGUGCGUGCCGAGGACAUCUUCGAGGAGGGCAAAUCGGACAAGGAAAUACUGGACAACUUGCUGCUGUCGACGCGUUACGAUAAGCGGCUUCUACCACCGGUCCAAGAUGCGGAUUUUUGCUGUGGAUUGCGAUCGCCUGGCGACACUAUUGGCCGGACUAACCAGUCGGCAACCCCUAGCGACCCCAAGCAGAACAAGAACCAGAACAAUAACCACUACACGCCGCACCAACACCUUCGCACUCACCUUCGCGGAACCUUGACCGUCAACGUGAGUGUUUUGCUGUUGAGUCUCGCGUCACCCGACGAGUCUAGCUUGAAAUAUGAGGUCGAAUUCCUCCUUCAACAGCAGUGGUACGAUCCACGCUUGCGAUACAGUAACAGAUCAAGAUAUGAGUUCCUCAAUGCAAUACACCAUCACAAUGACAUCUGGCUACCGGACACGUAUUUCAUCAUGCAUGGAGACUUCAAGGAUCCCCUCAUACCAGUCCACUUUGCCCUCCGGAUUUAUAGAAAUGGCACUGUCAAUUAUCUCAUGCGGCGCCAUCUCAUCCUCUCCUGCCAGGGUAGACUUAAUAUAUUCCCUUUUGACGACCCACAGUGUUCAUUCGCCAUCGAGAGCAUAUCCUAUGAACAGACAGCAAUCACAUACGUAUGGAAGAACGACGAGGCGACAUUGCGUAAGAGCCCCAGCUUAACCACCCUGAAUGCAUACCUCAUCCGGAACCAGACACUCACGUGUCCGAUAAAAGCCAGCUGGCGGGCACCCGGACAGCUGAUUGUCGACUACGAGGACGAGUACGAUGAAUUUGGGGACUCAAAGUGCUCGCUGUGCCAGCGAAGAUUUGAGGAGCAAGGUAACUACAGCUGCCUCAAGGUGGAUCUCAUCUUCACCCGAGAUCGUGCCUUCUAUUUUACCACAGUCUUCAUACCGGGUAUUAUAUUGGUUACAAGCUCCUUCAUUACAUUCUGGCUUGAAUGGAAUGCUGUACCGGCUAGGGUCAUGAUUGGUGUAACAACAAUGCUCAACUUUUUCACAACCUCUAACGGCUUCCGUUCGACCCUACCAGUCGUCUCAAAUCUGACUGCCAUGAACGUAUGGGACGGUGUAUGCAUGUGUUUCAUAUAUGCUAGCCUCCUCGAGUUCGUGUGCGUCAAUUAUGUAGGGCGCAAACGACCACUCCACAACGUUGUCUAUCGUCCAGGCGAGAAUCCCGUAACCCAGCGGCUUCCAGCGGUGCUCAGCAGGAUAGGGAUUUUAUUGGCCAGCCCCUUGGGGACAAAGAAACGAGAGGGUGGCAAUGCAACCACUGGUGGUAAUGAGCCGAACGAGAUCAUCGCUUGUACAAACUGCGGUCCCAAUCCCUGUACACACACAGCGACCAAUGGAUGUGCUGCUGAGUGCUGCUUUGUGCAGGUACGGAAGAAAGAGCCACCCCAUCCGAUACGAGUUGCUAAAACCAUAGACGUCAUCGCAAGGGUUUUAUUUCCCAUCGCAUACUCCGUAUUCCUGGUGUUCUUCUUCUACCACUACAAGGGAGUCUCGUAGAGGCGAGAUGAUCAUCAUGGAGAUGUACGAGACACCAAUGAAGCGAGUGAUGAUCGAGGAAUGGAAAAUUGGAAAUGAACAAACAGCUCGGAACACAUCAAGAUCGGAUUACACGAGAGGGAUUAACAGCUGUGUUACACGUGCGUCAUUGUAUAAUAUAUCGAUCUCCCAAAAGCAUGAUUGAGUGACCGUUACACUUGAUUUUAAAAAAAAAUCCCUGUAGCCUAGGAAUUUAAACGAAUUGAACAUUUGAAAUGUGUGUAGGGUUAACAUUUACGAUGGAAUUUAUGAUGUCUGUGACGAUCUCAAUGUUGAACUUUUGAAUAAACUUCUGUAAAAAUAUUUUUAUCGGAUUUUUACGGAGGCAUUUGGAGUAUUGCGUUGUCGGGAAUAGAAGGAAUUUAGUGCUGGUGAAAUUUCACAUUUUACGGAGAGAUAUGGCGGAGAUUUUUAUUGAAAAAAUUCCGGAAUGAAUUGUUAUAGACGAAAUAUUGUGGAAUUGGCUACAUUUAAUUACUUAUUUAUUUAUUUAUUGCAUAAAAACUCAUGGAACCCACUGAAUUGUUACAGUAAAAAGAUUCCAAGAGGAUAAAUAAAAUUGCAAUUUAGUUUUAAAAAAAUUAAUCUUGAUUGAUGACAUUUAGGGAUUUAAUAAAUUAUUUUUUAGAUAUAUAUUUUUAAAAUAUUAGAUAUUUUCAUCAGCUUGUUUUUUAAAAGAGGAAUUUGAAAUUAUUUCUGUAUUUUUCUCUCCUUUAAUGUCACCAGCAAUAACUUGUAGUAUUUGGAACAAUAUUACAAAAUCUAUCGCUUGAAGUGGGAUAAUAAAUAUUGUUAACCCACUUUCAUUCCCUAAAUCGUACGACAAAAAUUUUUUUACAGAAUAUAUGCUUGAAAAUAGUUGCGAUCAAUGCUCGCCCUCAAAUUUGUAAAUGAUUAACAGACGAUAGAGUUUAAUAUCGUAAGGAAUAUGAAAGUAAACAUGUUGGUGCUCUCUGGGAUGCCGAUAGAUAUCGUAUGAAUAGAAGCGAGAAAAUUAUCAAUAAAUUAUUAUCACAAUGAAAAUAAUGUGAAAAACACCACAUGACUCUUCAUCCAAUUGGAGAUAUAAACCGAUAAAUAUCUCCCCCGAUUUACUAUUUUUUUAACAAAUUACUCAGUUUAAAAAGUGAGUGCACUUGAAGGAUUAUCUCAUAGUUCGACAUAUGAAAUUUAAAUAGACCAUUUUGUUUAAUUUCAAAUCCUCCCCGAAGACCAUUAAUAACUAGAAAAUCGAAAAUUUUUAUUAGACAAAAUUGUGAGUAAGUAUAAAUGGAAAUGAAAAAAAGUUGAAUUGAAAUAAAUAAUCACUGCGUACCACGAACACUUCAGAUCCUGUCUGAAACUGACUGCCAAAAAAAAAUGAAAAAUGAUUUUAAAAAAUGGAAAAAAAAAAAUCAGUAGAUGAGGCGCACUUUUUUUACGUAUUGUAAACAAAAACAAAUCGUGUAGAGAAAUAUUUGUUCACUUGUACGAGGUGUUUGUUGUUUCGAGCACAUCGACACUCGACAUGAGUGCACACCGAGGGUAGGGGGGGGGGGGAUCUUCUUUCUGGUGGUGAAUUGUGAAGAAGACCCCCUCGAGGCACGGUGAAAUCGAGUGGAGUACUCUUUUGCUUUGUGAUAAAUUGUGGAAUUGUGGGGAGUGAUGGGAUAAGUGCGAUCUAUCGGUUUUUGAUACCCCAUGGGGAGGGUAAUCACAGAGUGGUUGACUCAAUCUCAUACAAAGUGGAUUCAAUCGCCGAUAUCAACUGCCCAAACGGUGUGAUUUUCAUCAGUCAGCGUUCAUUUUACAGACGAAAAAAAUAUCGUUAAAAUUAAAAAAAAAAACAGUUGAUAAUUUAUCACUCCCUCGUUGUUGAAUUAUUGACGAUUGAAAACGUCCAUAUUUUUUUCUGAAUCAUAUUUCAUUGGAUUCAAUUAUCUCUGAUGCUUCGUAAUUAAUUAUUAAUUAAAAAAAAAUGAAAUCUGAUGCUGAAUAAGAAUCGAGUCCCUCCCCCUCCCCUGAACAAAUCACAAUUACCUCAUCAUCCCCCAGGCUCAUCGAAUUACUCCGUAUAAAAAAAUAAAUAAAUAAACGUCUAAUCGCCGACAAAAAUAAUGUAUAAAAUUUUCCCCUAACGUUUCAAUGAACAAAAAAGUCAACGCAAUUUCUCCCACGAAGAUAUUCCAUCUAGAGGCGUACGAAUCGUCCCAGCAUUGGAAAAAAAAAAAUCCCGUAAACCCCGACAAAAAAAUCGCAAAGCGAUGUGAAAAAUUUUUUUACACUCAAUGCGUCCAUUUGGAAUUUCUCUCGAUAUUUUUUUAACCCCCUUCCCCCAACCCCUCUAAUUCCCACCCUCUUCCCCUCCCCGACAAUGAAAAAAAAAUAUCGAGUAAGAGAUUCACCUGUAAAUUAUUCAUUCUAGAUUGAUAAUUUCUCAUCAAUUAAUUAAACUAAUGAGCUAAGGAUAUACGACCGAGUUUUAUUGGAGUAAAAUAGGUUAAAGUUAAUUCGAAAAUUGAGAAAAAAAAUAUUUCCUUUUGCAAUGAUAUUAAAAACUCUAGUCACCUGGCACCAAUUACAGUAAUAAGCACGUCAUCAGAGCGCCAAAAAUCCCAUUUAUAAUAAUUAAAAUCAUAAAUUAAAUUAAAUGAAAAAAAAAAAAUUGAUAACUAAAAGUCACUGUUGCAAUUGACACAACGAAUACGUAAAUGAAGAAAAAAAAAAUAAAUGCCAUAGAAGAAACUCAAAUCAUCAAAAAUUCACUGUCGAUUGAAUAUCGAAUAGAGAAUAAAUGAAGGUUAAAAUUCAAAGGAGAGAAUCAAUUUUUUUUUAAAGCAAAAAUGGAAACGGAGUGAAAAUAAUUGUACGGAGUAAUGGCUACACACUUUGUAUACCUCAUGCGCUGUCAAGUGAGUCAUCCCUAGAUCGAUAUAAAUUACUAAGCUACGCUAUAAUUAUACAAAGUCAUAUAUUUAUUAUCUAAAAAAAAAAAAAGAUUUAACGCUCCACGGACCAAAGAUAGACACGAGUAACUCAUUAAAGAAUGAAAGACGAUGCGAUAUUAACCAGAAACCAGAAAUAAACAAUUAUUAUUAUUUAAUUACCAAUCGUUAUUAGCUGCACAUCUUACUGUGGCCAUUUUGUUAAAUUCUCGAUGAAAAUCUUGAACGUUGAAUCAUUGAAGAAUGGACUUAAAAAUAUCCGAAUAAUUAAUUAAUUAAAGGGAAAGAAACGUGAGAAUUGAAAUGCCAUAGCUUUUUCCAACAAUUAUUGCAUAGGGUAAGAGAAUUUCAAUGAAAUUAUAUAUAAUGUCGAUAAAUCUCACGUAAUAAUCGUUCAGAAAUCUCAUCGUUUCGUUUGUUACCUCUGCUAUGCAGUUGAUUGUUACAAUGACAAUGUGAUAAGGCACACUUUUUUUUAAUUUAAUUAUUACUCUUGAUAUUAUUAUUUAUUUAUACUAUUUUCCAAUCGUCUGAUCAUUGAAACUCGGAUCGACAUUCAGGACUCAAUGAUAUAACAAGACAGCUACACGGUUGUAAAUUACCGGUAAGAUUUUUUACAAUUUUCAGUUUCGAGAAUAUUUAAGAAAAUUUCCAAAAUUUCUGAUCACUUUUUUUUAUUUUAAAAAAAUGAACGAUGAAAGGAAAGCAAUUUCUGAGGGAAUUUCGUCUUAUCCUUCACUCACAGAACUUUAUAUUCCAAUUUAGCAUUCAUCCUCAAUAUUAUGAGAGCUUUAGCAAUUAAUAUUUUACCAAAAUUCCAAUAUUUUAGGUGAUAAUUACAUUAAAAUACUGUUUUUGUUCUGCACAUUUAAAUUGAGAAAAAUUAUAUAUUGUUUCAAUAUUUCUGACUAAAUAUUUUGAAAAUGAUGUAUUUAUCAUUGCAACUUAACUUUAAUCCAAUCAAUUAUAAAACGCUUGGUAAAGCAUAUAGUAUAUCUCGUACAAAAAUACUAUUUUUUUGUCUCAACUUUAAUAAAUAAUAAAUAUUUCAAUAGAAAAAUAAUUUUUUUAAUAGAACACCACUUAUCCAAAUUAUCUGAAAAUGACUUGAAAUUACAAAUAAAAAAUCGUGGAGUUGUCGACAACGAAUUAAUUGUUAUGAAAUUCUCCUAGGUAUUAAAAAUAAUAAUUCAAUGACCUUAAUAAUGCCGAAAAUAUUCCCUGCGGGCUAACAUGACCCUAAAUGAAGAUAAUUAAUCCUCAUUGUAUCACCCCAUCAACAAUCUAUCAAUAAUUUAAUUCAUUGAUUACCCAAAUUCACGGAGAAUCGAUGAAAAAAAUCACCCGAGACCGAGUUUUCAACGAUGACCACUGGAAACAAGUAUUUCUAACAGUUCAAUAAACUAUCGUUUACCAUAAAUAGCCCUCAUUAAGCCUGUGAUGAAAAGUAUUGAAAAUGAUAUGAAUAAACAAUCCCAGAAAUGGUAAAUGAUAAAAUGUUAAAUCGUAGGAAUCAUAGAGGCUAAGAAAGAGAGAAAGUGUCAUUGUUCUGAAAAUUAUUAGCAUUAUUUCGGUGGUUCAUUAAAAUCCACCCCGUGCGUUGUUCCUCCAAACAAAACAUUCUCAAAUUCCAUUUCAAUUGUUCAAACUUAAUUAUUGAAUUAUUGAAAGCGAAUGCUAAUUGAUGAGUGAGAAUUAAUUAUUGGGAGAAAAAUUGAGGGGAAAUCGCCCUCAUCUUCUCGAAAACGGUUCUAUAAUUAAUUUUUCUUCUCAUUUCCUCCAAAGAUCGGACUCAACUGAGAUUGCAAAACAUUUAAUCAACUUAAGUUAUUUAUUUACAUUCAAAUGCGUAAAUAAUAAAAAAUUCUAAUUUUCAAUAAUUCGCUGUAUUUUUAAAAAAGUUGUGUCGCAAAAUUUUGAGGAUGAAAUGAUAAAAAAAAAUAUUUAACGCUCUUAAACAAAUCGAGUGCGAUUUUUCCGAUAAAUCUCCCCUCAUGCGAGUCAUAAUCACUAAAUUGCUAAAUAUCUGUACACACUGAUCCAGCCAAUUCUAGUCUUGUUAUUUUUCUACCUUUUCACAGCUUUGGCAAGAGAAAUAAAGUGGAAAAAAAAAAAUGAAUUGAUAAUGAAAAAUAGUCAAACUGCAUUGCCAUCAGUAGUUUCGUCAGCGUCCGCUAAUUGCAAUUGAAACUUUCGCCAACGAUAAAGCAAAAUAAAAUUCCGGUAAUUACCGGAAAUUAUUUAUCAAUAUCCUGAUAGAAAAUCCAUUGCAAUCAGCGAACAGCUUAAUAUUCGACUCGCCUACGUGUAUACAUAUGUAAAUAUACGAAUGAAAAAAAAAAAAUUAUAUAUAUGAGAAAGACUCAUCGAGCCUUAUAAAAGAAUAAUUAAUCAUAGGGCAGCAAUCAAUAUUACAAGCGUACGAGAAAUAACAAAUUUUACAAUAUAUCAUUGUUAUUUACUUAGUUUUUAUUCUCGUUAUUUAGCUAUCAGGUGUAUUAAUUAAUUCUCGACUCCCAAAUCAAAUUAAUCUCACCGUUUAUUUGAAUUAAUUUGCCGGACCCAUGUCCAACAGAGUAUUGAUAAGGUUCCCCAAUCAGAACCGCCAAUUUCUUGAAUUGAGUGUCGAUCAACUAUGAUUAUUUUCAAAAUUGGAUUUACAAAGUAUUUUUUUUUAUAAAUAAAUGUAAGAGUUGUUAAAGAAGUCCGAGAAUUAAUUUAUACAGCUGGUAUUAAUUGAUGCCUCAUUACGAGCAAAUAUAAUACAUUAUGUAUAAUUCUGUGAAAAGAAUCUGCACCUUCCUGAAUGCCCAAAUGAAUUUAUUUGAAUAAAAACUGAAUUUAAAAUCAUGA